Molecule: messenger RNA, 948 nt
Organism: Funneliformis geosporum
Lineage: Eukaryota; Fungi; Glomeromycota; Glomeromycetes; Glomerales; Glomeraceae
Source: the annotation of a GenBank genome assembly
AUGAUUGAAGAUGAAUGGUCAUGUAAAAAUAAGACAAGCACAACUAGUAUUGCUAAUCAUUUAAGAACAAAACAUCGAAUAAUUGAAGGAAGAUUUGAAGGAGCAGAAAUUUUACCAGAUUCAGAAAAUAAAAUUGAAAAUCAAGAUCCUCUUGAUCAAAAGUUCAUUGAAGUAAUUACGAAUGAUUUAUUAGAUUGGUUAGUAGACAAUAUGCAAGCUUUUCAUUUGACUCCAAAUUUAGAAAUUAGACAAGCAUUACUUACUAUUGAAAAUUUUAAAUAUCUACAUUUAGGUGAUAGUAUUAAAGAUUCAAUGCGACAACUAGAAACUAAUCAUGUUCAUUGUAUUGCACACAUUAUGCAACUUGCAAUUAAAGAUGGGUUAAAAGAAAUUAAAAUUUUAAUUGAUGUAGCAAAAAAAUUGAAUAGUUUUAUAGUUAACCAUGACAAAUAUCAUAUUUUAUUAAAAGAAACUUUUCUGAAAUAUCUUUUUCUAUUAGAAAGACUAAUUUAUUUUCGUGAUACACUUCCUGAAUUAGCAAAUAAGCUUACUUUAGAUCCUAAUAGAAGCAUUCGUUCUGAUGAUGAUCUUUUGAAAAAUUUAUUACUUAGCUCAGAAGAUUGGAUAGCAUUAGAAGAAUUAAUAUUAUUACUUAGACCUUUUGUAAAUGCAACGAAUCUUACUUCAGUAUGUAAUAAGAUUUUAGCUUCUCUAAAUAAAUGUUGGAAACUUCCUCAUAUGUUGGGUUGUAUUGCUAGUUUUUUAGACCCUAGGUUUAAAUAUUUAGGUUUUUUAUCAGCAAACCAAAUUGAAGAUACAAAACAACAUUUAAAACAACAGAUUGAAUUAUUAGAAACUUCAAAAUUACAGUCAAUAUCUUCGAUUACUUCUCUUUCUUAUAAUAAUUCUAUUUUUAUAAAAUUUUUCAAUCAAAACAUGACAUUAUAA